Messenger RNA from Magallana angulata, 3311 nucleotides. RefSeq names its product dynein axonemal intermediate chain 3-like. The record is from RefSeq and is a predicted model, not a curated record. NCBI's taxonomy places the organism in Eukaryota, Metazoa, Mollusca, Bivalvia, Ostreida, Ostreidae. The coding region runs from base 157 to 2997 and encodes 946 amino acids. The transcript has 24 exons. Gene Ontology annotation, biological process: inner dynein arm assembly; cilium movement involved in cell motility. Gene Ontology annotation, cellular component: inner dynein arm. Gene Ontology annotation, molecular function: dynein heavy chain binding; dynein light chain binding.
UGAAGUUUUUUGUUGAGGUAUUUUUUACGUUACUAAUAACAACCGAAGUAGCGGGUUUCCAAUAUGGCGUCUUUCGUAAACUAUAUAGACCAAACACUGAUUUAGCGGUAGGUCUAUAAACAACUUUUGAGGAAGAAAUUUUACGAAACGGUCAUCAUGGAUGAUACAUCAGAAAAAGAAAAGAAGUCUGCAGAGCAAAACGAAAAAGAUCAGGACACAGCUGGAAAGAAAACACCCAAAACUAGCAAGCCUGGGAGUGGAAACAGAGUUUCCAGUGGACAGAAAAGUCCCAAGGGAGGCAAAGCUGAGAAAGGACGCUCCACCCCAUCUAAAGGGAAUGUGAAGAAAGCAGCAGAGGAGAAGAAGGAGGAAACACCAGCCCCCGGGGAGGAGCCGGCGGAGGAAGGUGUACCAGAGGGGGUGGUGCCUCUUUUUCUCUCCUCCAAGACACAGGAGAUCUUCCACUGCCGCUGUGAUGAAGACGUUACCGAGGAGAAUCCGAUCAAAAUCAUCACAAAACAGGAAAUCCUGGACGACAUGCGCAACAGGGCGGCAGUCUGUGAUUUCCAUCCAAUCAAACAGGAAGUUAUUGACUAUCCGACGGAUGAGAUUUUGGUUGUGUAUGACUAUGACUUCAAGUAUGGGCAGAACUUUUACUGUGCCAUCACAGAGGAAGCCAAGGAGAAGAUCCUGAAUCCCCAAGGACCUGAUGGUGGGGAGGGAGCGGGACAGGAAGAGGAGAUCGUGUACACUUACAUCCCCCCGGAACCCAAGGACUGGGUGUCCCUGGGCAGUGAGAAGGAAAUCAAGGAAGAAAGUGUCACUGAAAACAGGCGCAGGAUUAAAGUGUCGGUAAAGAGGGUACGGAGAGAGUUUGGGGCACCGUACAAGUUCAAGGAUCGCAAUGUGGCUGACGCCAAGGAUGGCUGCAUUGACUGUACGUCUUUUGAUGACCGCGCAUUUGACCUGAAGAAGAUGGAGUUAGACAAGAGCAUACAGUCAAUUCCUGAGUUUGUAGAGGAGGGGACACAGACCGAUUGGAAGUACCCCCGUAACGCAACCACACAGUACCAACCCCGGGAAUACUCCCAGAAAGAGAAAGAACAGCUGGAAAACUCCAAGAAUCUCCAGACCUCCGUGGAGUCCGUCACUCCAAGGUUUAAGCUAGCUCUACAACAGAAUGAGAUAAUGGACGUGUUCUACAUUGACUGGCUCCACCUAGGGGACGCCGAUGGUAACUUUGGCAACAAGUCAGAUAACCAUCUCAAGGAGUACCAGUCCUUUACAGACCUACAAUUCAGCAAAGAGAAAAGCAUCACAUGUAUACAAUGGCACCCCACCAUCAAAGGUGUGGUUGCAGUAUCUGUGGCAGAGAAGAUGACAUUUGACGAGCGGAUUGACUCGGCCGCUAAAGUGAUCAUGACCCCCUCCCUCAUACUUAUCUGGAGUUUCACUGACCCCAUACACCCCCAGUUACUGCUGGAGGCCCCUGAUGAUAUAUACAGCUUCCAGUUCUCCCCGUCUGAUCCCAACAUAAUCUGUGGCGGCUGCUACAACGGUCAGGUGGUGCUGUGGGACAUCUCUGCUCAUGCUGACCGCCUCAAACAGCCACGCGGCGGCAACAGGAACAAGAAAUCCAACGUCCUGCCAGGCUUUGAGGAUCCUAACGCCCUGAAGACCCCCAUAGUUCGGUACUGUGCUGUAUCCAGUAUAGAGAACAGCCACAGAGCGGCCAUCACAGACAUCCAGUGGGUCCCCGACCACAUGGAGGUGAACAGGAUGGGUGUUCCCCAGGAGAACAAGUCGAUGACGGCGUGUCAGGUGAUGACGUGUGCGGCGGACUACAGCGUCCUGUUCUGGGACACUCGCCCUCCGAAGGGACCGGGGCAACUCAACUUUGGUGCCAAAAAUGAGAAAAACGAUAAAACCCAGAUGGGAGUUCCUUCAACAUUCAAACAUCUGGACCUGUCUUGGAAACCCAUGUUAAAGGUUCAUCUUCACAAAUCUGAGCCCGGGGGCGACCAUAGUCCAGUCAAGUUCUCCAUACAGGAGAAGAACGGGGACAGACGCGCACUUUCCAAAGCUACAGAUGCCACGGACAUGAGCCGCGAGAACGCAAUGGGGGGCGGCUAUUACACCAACAAACCCGGGUCUGGCAAAGACAAGAGGACUCUACAGAGUGUCAAGACUCAUUUCUUCGUGGGGACUGAGGAUGGAGAAGUGGUUUAUGUUGAUUGGAUGCCAGUCAAAGAUCAGGACACUGGAAAAAUUGUCACUCCAAAGCCCGAUUUCUACAAUGCCAUUCACGACGGUCCAGUUAACACGGUUCAGCGGUCGCCGUUCUUCAGCGACAUUGUUCUGUGUGUUGGAGGGUGGACCUUCACGAUCUGGAAGGAAGGCGUGACGGAGGAGAAAUCUGAGAAAGCAAAGAAAACUGGACCUAUCCUACAGUCCAGUGCUAACCCUGUCAAGAUGACGGCCGGCCAUUGGUCUCCGUCACGACCCUCCGUGUUCUACAUUUCCAAAAAUGAUGGAAGCGUGGAUGUCUGGGAUCUCCUCGACAAAACGCAUGAACCGACUCUGACCCAGAGCGUCUCCCCCGCACCCAUCACCACCAUCUUCCCAUUCCAGAUAUCUCAGAAGCAGCACCUGCUGGCUGUGGGAGACAAUGCUGGUACGUUACACAUCCUAGAGAUACCAUGGAGCCUGAGACAGCCCACCCCUAACGAGGUGUCAGGGAUCUCUAACUACUUUGAUCGGGAAGUGAAGCGGCGAUCCUUCGUCGUGAUGAGGUGGGACUUCAGGGAGAAUGAGAAGCGAGAGCUGGAGCAGGAACAGAAGAGGAAGGCCGGGAUUGCCCCCAAUGUUGUGUUGACGGACGAGGAGAUUGAGUACCGCAUGAAACAGGAGUACCAGGCUUACCUCGACGAAGAGGCCGCCUUCCUCCGCGAGCUGGGGCUACUGAAGGAGGAGGAUGAGCCCCUCCCUGAAACGUGACCCCCAGGGCUCUGACAUCCCCACCCCCUCACUGAUCACUGGCCGUCCAACAAAUGUUCUGUGAUACUGAUACUGUACCCGACAAGAGAAGGAUCUGCAGGAUCUAUUCUCUGUUAUAUGGACGUUAUUUUUACAUUGAAUGAUGACUUGUGAUGUAGAACUGUGCUUAUAAUAUUUUAUUAACAUUAUUAUUAUUGACACUAUUUAUUACUGUUUUGUGUAUUGACAUAUUUGUCCCAGCCUUGGAGAAUGUUAGACGUGAAUAAUGUUUCCUGUUUAUUCUGUGAAUGGAAUAAAUAAUUAACUGAAUUAAA